GUGAAUGGGGCAGAGAGAGAGAGUAGGUGUAAUAAACUGGAUUUUGAUAUAUGUGUUUUAACACUUAUACACAAGAGUGACCCACGCCUUUUUGAUUUACGCACCAUAUCUCGCGAAGCUGUGCGUAAACGCGUCGCCAAGUGCCACUUAUGCGCAAUUCCUUAACGCCAAAGGCAAGAAACCCGCGUGACUGCCACAGUCUCAGUUUUCCUUGUAUCUCACUUACCUCCAAGACCAAGAGGUGAAGCUUACAGCGAUCAGCGCAGCUAUAGGAGGGGGUUGCUGGCAAAGGAGGCGGACCCAACGCGACCCCCACAGUAGAGCUUCGGAUGGUUUUUACAAUGCCGACCAUUUCUUGAAGCGCGUUUUGUAGCUGCGGACAUAAAGAGCGACGGUCCUGCUGUGCGUAAAAGCCCCACGAAUAUAGACACUGCUACAUUCAGUGAGAUAAAGAUAAAGACAGAGUACACGUCAGGAUAAAGAGAUUGUAACCCAUCACAUUUUAUCCCCACUCAUCAGAGGAAUUAACUUGGAAGCUUCGUGACAAGAACCUUUGAUAUUCAAGAUACUGAGCGACUUUAAAGGAUCAACCUCAUCGAACACACUGAAACAAAAAUCUGCUACAACUUGAAUGAUGGAAACUUCUCAGUCAGAGAUGAACAUCUUAGCCAACGGGAAAAGUCACGACCACAGUGGUGACUUAGGUGUACCAAUGAAGACGAUGCCAGAGGAGGACCAAAAUGGCACUCAAACUGUCAGAUAUGAUGAUCCUGAAGGGGGACAGGAGAGUGAGGAAUUUCUGCCCAGUGCAGAUGGGAAGAAGCCUAUACGCUUCACAGAUUUUGAAGGAAAGACCUCUGUCGGCAUGUCUGUCUUCAACCUGGGUAAUGCUAUUAUGGGCAGUGGAAUCCUGGGAUUGGCGUAUGCCAUGGCCAACACUGGCAUACUUCUCUUCUUGUUUCUUCUUACUGCAGUAGCAGCCUUGUCUUCUUACUCCAUUCAUCUGCUGCUCAAAUCCUCUGGCAUUGUGGGAAUCCGAGCUUAUGAACAGCUGGGGUACAGAGCCUUUGGCACUCCUGGAAAAAUGGCUGCUGGUAUAGCAAUCACCCUGCAGAAUAUUGGAGCUAUGUCCAGCUACCUGUACAUUGUGAAAUCUGAGUUACCUCUGGUCAUCCAAGCUUUCCUGAAGGCAGAUCCAAACUCUGAUCUGUGGUACAUGAAUGGAAACUACCUGGUCAUCAUGGUGUCUGCCAGUAUCAUCCUGCCCUUGGCUUUAAUGAAACAGCUCGGUUACCUUGGCUAUACCAGCGGAUUCUCUCUCAGCUGUAUGGUGUUUUUUCUCUCUGCGGUUAUCUAUAAGAAGUUUCAGAUUCCCUGCCCGUUUGAAGAGUUCUCAGUCAACAGCACUGCUGCCCAUCACCCCCUGAAUGUCUCAAGCCACGGCCAUGAGUACAACAACGGUCUGGUUCAUGAGGACGACGACUCCCACUGCUCCCCGCGCAUGUUUACCAUCAACUCGCAGACAGCAUACACAAUUCCCAUCUUGGCAUUUGCCUUUGUUUGCCACCCAGAGGUCCUCCCCAUCUACACCGAGCUCCGCAAUCCAACAAAGAAGAAGAUGCAGAGGGUGUCCAAUAUCUCAAUCUUUGUCAUGUACAGCAUGUACUUUCUGGCAGCUCUCUUUGGCUAUCUGACCUUUUAUGACAAUGUGGAGCCCGAGCUGCUGCACACUUACAGCAGGAUCGAUCCCUACGACACUCUGAUCCUGUGCGUGCGAGUGGCUGUCCUCACUGCAGUGACGCUGACGGUCCCUAUUGUGCUGUUCCCUGUACGUAGAGCCAUCCAGCACAUGUUGUUCCCCACCAAGUCUUUCAACUGGUUGCGUCACAUUGCCAUUGCCCUCCUUCUGCUCACACUCAUCAACAUGCUGGUGAUCUUUGCUCCCAACAUUUUGGGCAUCUUCGGCAUCAUUGGCGCAACGUCGGCUCCCUGCCUCAUUUUCAUCUUCCCUGCCGUCUUCUACAUCCGCAUUGUUCCCAAAGAUGACGAACCCAUGACCUCUGUCCCUAAGAUAUUGGCCGCCUGUUUUGCUGCUUUGGGUGUCUCCUUCAUGGUAAUGAGCCUGAGCUUCAUCAUCAUCGACUGGUCAACAGGGGGCGGCCUUGCUGCAGGAGGCCACUAGAUGCUGCUUCGGUGUGUGAGCUCUAG
Epinephelus lanceolatus (giant grouper) is the source of this 2208-nucleotide messenger RNA. It is a transcript of the gene slc38a3b, whose product is annotated as solute carrier family 38 member 3b. The record is from RefSeq and is a predicted model, not a curated record. Lineage: Eukaryota; Metazoa; Chordata; Actinopteri; Perciformes; Serranidae. Gene Ontology annotation, molecular function: L-asparagine transmembrane transporter activity; L-histidine transmembrane transporter activity; L-glutamine transmembrane transporter activity. Gene Ontology annotation, cellular component: plasma membrane. Gene Ontology annotation, biological process: amino acid transmembrane transport; histidine transport; asparagine transport.